UUCGCGAAUGGGGUUGAUUUCACUUCGUAAACAAAUUGGAUGCGCCUCACAGGGAUUGCACAUGAAAAGGAUUCCGUUUGGAGAAAGGGUCAGGUUUUUCAGAUCUGAACUCCUCAAAUAAGAAGGAUGGGGAAAAAGAAGCUGAAAGCAUUUGUAAUCGAAAGUGGCAAAACACUUAACUCGGGACUGCAAUUUGUGGAACGUCUGUCUGACUGUGCAAAAGUAGUUCAGAAAGUGAAUGAAUGCGAUGUCGUGCUUGCAAUCUGCCCCAUCGUUUCUCGAGUGGGCACGGACAUCGAAGCUGCCAUGACCGUCUUUGAAGAUAAAUGUGCUGCCACUACAAAGCCCAUCUUCCUGGUGGUGCUGCAUCAUACAUUUGACAAAGAUUAUGUGGCACCAGAUUGCAGCAGAUAUGUAGGAGACCGCGUGGCGUUGAUUGUAAGUGUCCUGUUCCAUGAAGAUCACGGACUCCUCAACUGUGAUGUGAACACACAGGCAAUAAAUCAGACACUGGACAAACUGAUGAAGUUACAGAGCGCCAAAAAGAAGGACAAGAAUGAAGCCGAUGACAGUGAAGAUGAACAGAAGAAUGAUGGGGCAGGACUGACACCACAUCAAUCACGGCCAGACUCUCAGGGCACACAGACUCGGGAAUCAAGGCCGUCAGAGAAGGAGAAGAAGAAGAAUAAGAAGAAAAAACAGAAGCUGAAAGCAUUUGUAAUUGAAAGUGGGAAAACGCUAAACGCAGGACAGCAGUUUGUGGAAGGUCUGUCCGAACAUGUGGAGGAAGUUAAGACAGUGGAUGAAAGCAAUGUCGUGCUUGCAAUCUGCCCCAUUGUGUCUCGAGUAGGCACAGAUGUCGCAGCUGCAAUGAAAGUUUUUGAAGAUAAAUGUUCCACUACAAAGCACUUCAUCCUGCUGGUGCUCCACCAUACAUUUGACAGAGAUUAUGUGAUGCCAGAUUGCAGCAGAUAUGUAGGAGGAGACCGCGUGGCAUUGAUAGUAAAUGGCCUGUUCCAUGAAGAUGAAGGACUCCUCAAGAACUGUGAUGCGAACACACAGGCCAUAAAUCAGACAUUGGAGAAACUGAAGGAGAUUCAGAAGGAAGACCAUAGACAAGAUGGGCCCCCCAAAAAGAUUUUAAAAAAAGAACAUACUUCAUCACCUGAUGGGAACACAGCGGAUACUGAGAAACCGAAAAUGCUGAAGGAUGACAGUAGACAAGAUGAGCUCCCCGAAAAGAUCGAAGAAGGUUGGAAAAAGGAACGCACUUCAUCAGCUGAAUGGAACAGACCAGAUUUUCAGACACAGGAACUAAAUAAGAGCAGCGACGAGCAUAGCCAAAAUGAGCCCCGAACAUCUAAGGACCAACAUGUGGAGGAACGCAGACCAUUAAUGAACAACAAAGUGAGUCCUCAGGUGGUUGCACCAGAGCAAAGAAGGACAUCGGCGAGUCAGGUGCGAACAAGCCGCCAUCAACAGGUGAAAUAUUUAUUUCAUCAUGUUUGUUUCUUGUGAAGAGUAUUUCAUUUUUUAGAUGCGUCCUAGCAUCUCUA
Messenger RNA from Engraulis encrasicolus (European anchovy), 1556 nucleotides. RefSeq lists its product as uncharacterized. Bases 127 to 1518 code for a protein of 463 amino acids. The transcript is spliced from 14 exons. The record is from RefSeq and is a predicted model, not a curated record. NCBI's taxonomy places the organism in Eukaryota, Metazoa, Chordata, Actinopteri, Clupeiformes, Engraulidae.